AUGUCCCGCCUGGGCUCCUGGCUCGAUGAGGUCCAGUGGCUGGUCUUGGUGGCUCUCUUCGUCGUGGCCCUGGGCACGGUGGGCCUGUACCUGGCGCAGUGGGCGCUGGCCAGGGCGCGACCCCGCUCCCGGAGGCGGGCGGCGGAGCCUGGCGACGGCCAGCGCCCAGAGUCGGAUGCGCUGCUCGCCUGGAUCCUGACUCUGAACAGCUGGAGGAGCCAGUGGCAGGCUGCCUGGGUGACCGCCCUGAACGAAGAGGCCAAACGGAAGGGGGGCCCGCUGCUUCUCUGCUUCCAGGAGGACCUGCUGCAGCCACCCCUGGAGCUGACCAUGCAGCAAGUCUCCAGCGUGGCCCGGUCGGCCCAGGAGAAGGUGGUGUUUUGUCGAGUGCUGGGCGAGGCCAUCCAGUUCCUGGUCAGCGCGGGGCCGCCCUCCUCUGAGGACACGGGGCGCUCGCUGUAUGGCGUGCGGCUCGCUCCGCUCCGUCUGCAGCUGGAGCUCCACAUGAAGGAGAAGAGGGAGGACAUUCAGAUCAAGUGGUCCUUCAUCAGCGCCCCAGAGAUGGCCAUCACAGUCCAGCCCAAAGUCCUCGGGGAGGACCUGGUAGCUGGGUCGGAGGCAGUCUCUGAGAGCCUCAAGGACAUCCUGAAGCACCUGGUUAGCUCUGCCUCCCCAUCGGUGGUUCUGAGCACCAAGUCUGCAGACCUGCGAGUUCAGCAUCUGCAGCGCACUUCAUCCACUCAGGAAUCCUGCCCUCCCAAACCUCCAAGGGCUCAUGAGCUCAAACUGUUGGUGAAGAACAUCCGAGUCUCGCUCCUGAGCCAUCCUGGUGCUUCAGGCAAUGUUAACCCAGUAUGUAUAGUUCGGCUGAAUGAUCCUGUUCAGAAGUUCUCCAGCACCCUCGCAAGAAACGCUACUGCCCUCACUUGGGAAGAAGAAUUCACCUUUGAGUUGAAUGCCAAGUCGAGGGAGUUGCACCUGCAGAUUUCAGAUGACGGGCAGUCCUCAGAAGCUCUGUUGGCGAUGACGACUGUCCCCUUGGAUUUGUUCAAGAAGCAGCCUUCCGGGCCUCAGAGCUUUACGUUAACCAGCGGGGCCUCCUCGGGCAGCUCGGCGUUGGGUUCAGUUACUGCAGAGUUUUCUUACAUAGAACCCGGUGAGGUAAAACCCUGGCAAAUGCCUCCACCUGUUCCUGCUGCAAAGAUAGAAAAAGACCGCACUGUGAUGCCAUGCGGGACCGUGGUCACUACUGUCACUGCUGUGAAAACCAAGCCUCGCUUCGACGCAGGGAGGGCGUCCCCGCUGGGCUCUGAGUCUCCCCUGAGGACACCUGUCAAGGUGAAGGUCAUCGAGAAGGACAUCUCGGUCCAGGCCAUUUCCUGCCAUGGUGCCCCCGUCAGCAAAACAUUCUCUUCCUCAGACACAGAGCUGCUGGUGCUGAACGGGGCCGACCCGGUGGCGGAAGUCGCCAUCCGGCAGCUCAGCGAGUCCUCGAAGCUGAAGCUCAAGUCCCCAAGGAAGAAGAGCACGAUCAUCAUAUCCGGGGUUUCCAAGACCUCGCUAUCUCAGGACAGUGACGCAGCCCUGAUGCUGGACUACGCAGCCUCCAUGGAUGGUGCCCGCCGAGAGGCUGCCCCCCAGGACCAGCCGGAGGCGGCUGUGACCUCUGCCCCGCCCAAGGAGGAGGAGGAGGCCCCAGUGGGGACCCUGCCAGCCCUGGAGCCCCAGGAGAUAGAGCUAGAUUCCUGGGACUUGGAGAAGGAGCCACCGGCUGGGGCGUGGGGUGGCCAGGCCCUGCAGGACCCCGAGGGGGACGAAUUGUCUGAGAGCUCCCUGAGUGUAUCGGAGUUGGAGCCAGCUGCUGCCAAGAAGCAUAAAGGAGGAAUUUUAAGGAAGGGUGCCAAGCUCUUCUUCCGCCGGCGGCACCAGCAGAAAGACCCCGGCCUGAGCCAGUCGCACAACGACCUCGUGUUCCUGCAGCAGCCUGAUGGGGCGCGGAGGAAGGGGGUGACACUCUCCCGGAUCCUGAACAAGAAGCUGCUCUCCAGGCACCGGGGCCAGAGCACCCUGAAUGGUGCCCCCUCGGACCCUUGCCCGUAG
Molecule: messenger RNA, 2100 nt
Organism: Rangifer tarandus platyrhynchus (Svalbard reindeer)
Lineage: Eukaryota; Metazoa; Chordata; Mammalia; Artiodactyla; Cervidae
Source: the annotation of a GenBank genome assembly